This is a messenger RNA of Staurois parvus, 329 nucleotides long. Lineage: Eukaryota; Metazoa; Chordata; Amphibia; Anura; Ranidae. The record is from the annotation of a GenBank genome assembly.
UGAUCUUGCAUUUCCGGGGAGAGAGCUGUAUGUAAAUACAAUUCUCUCCCCUGUCCGCUCCUGCGCACUGCUUUGUAUGGCUCUGCAUAGCAGAACCAUACAUAGCAGUGUGCCUACAGAUGAAAGCACACACACAGCUUACAGUAAAACAGCACACAGCUAACCCUUUGAUCGCCCCACAUGUUAACCUCUUCCUGCCCAGUGCCAUUAAUACAAUGUCAGGACUUUUUAUUAGCACUGAUCACUGUAUUGGUGUAACUGGAGAUGUCAGUGACACCAAGUCACCUCCCUACUCCCCAGUGUCAGAAUGCCCACCGCAGUCCUGCUAU